AUGUGUCGAGGUAGCAAACAGGAGGUACCGACCAAAGAGGUUGAUGAACUCUACAGGAAGUUUAUUGAAGAUUUCAACACCAUGAGAAGGGCAAUCGGCAAGCUGGUUGAGGUCUAUGAUGUUUUCUUGAAGAAGGCUGCGAGUGGAGUUGGACCUCAUUUUGCUUUAAGCAAUCAUCUAAGAGAAUACGCCGCCAACUUUGCCGAAAAGGACGAGGAACUCGCAACAGAAUUGAACACCUCAGCACAAACAAUCGAGGAUAUUGGGAAACACAACAAAGAUUUUGUUGUUAAUGCUCGAAGCCAUGUGAUUGUCCAACUGAAAUGUUGGUACAGUGAGAGCAGGAAGCAGUUCAAACAGGAAAUGUCCGACAUUGGCAAAAGGAAGACACAAUUAGAGACUGAAAUGAAGCGUGCCGGUGUUGUAAAAUUGAAAGAAAUCGAAAAAACCAGAGAAAGCAAAAAGGAGAAGGAUUUUAGAAAGAGAAUGAAGCUGCUAAGAGAAGGGAUUCUUUUCUGCAAAAAUCAUGCUGCUUCUGAACUAACUGAUUACCUUCGACAGAUGCUUGUUCAAAUGAAUAUCUUAGGCGAAGAGAGCACUCGAACAAUUAGAGAAGCAGGCAAAGUAGACUCGUCUUCAUAUUGA
Meloidogyne enterolobii is the source of this 645-nucleotide messenger RNA. The record is from the annotation of a GenBank genome assembly. NCBI's taxonomy places the organism in Eukaryota, Metazoa, Nematoda, Chromadorea, Rhabditida, Meloidogynidae.